Molecule: messenger RNA, 1917 nt
Organism: Fusarium verticillioides 7600
Lineage: Eukaryota; Fungi; Ascomycota; Sordariomycetes; Hypocreales; Nectriaceae
Exons: 2
Coding region: 106-933 (275 amino acids)
Biological process (GO): snoRNA splicing
Cellular component (GO): U2-type spliceosomal complex
Molecular function (GO): metal ion binding
Source: RefSeq, a predicted model, not a curated record
AACCUUCAUCACCUCAGCCAGGCACGCAGCGCAUCAACUCCUAUAUCUACAGCAAAAGCCGCCCCUUUUAUCGAGCUCCCGAUUGACGUGACGCGACGCGACGCCAUGGCUGAACCACCCACCACUGAAACAGCGAUGCCCGCCCCCGUCGCUUUCAAGCAAAGGAGCCGACGAGCCAAGGACAACGUGAGAAAGCGACCUGCUAGUCCCUUGCCAGCGCAUGGCGACUCCUCUUCCUCUUCUUCAGACGACGAGCGUGACGCUGUAGACGGACCCCGGAUCAAGCGCAACAAGAAGGCAGCGAUCUCAGCGUCCUCGACGAGUCAACGAAACCCCGAUCAAGAUCACGGCCCUACAGCCUUCCUCGCGAACCGUGAAGUGCCAAUAUCAGACACAAACGAUGCCACGAAGCGGAAGGACUGGUAUGAUCAACCGACAACCAAGGGCCCCGCUCGCGCUGCCUCCAAUGUGCGCAUCACGACAACCUUCGACUUCAAGCCCGACGUCUGCAAAGAUUACAACAAGACCGGGUGGUGUGGUUUUGGCGAUGCUUGCAUAUUUCUUCACUCGCGAGAUGACAUCAAGCAAGGAUGGCAGCUUGAUAAAGAAUGGGAAGACGUGGUAAAGAGCAAGAAGAAGACUAGCGGUCAUCGCGAAGCUGUGGAGGAUGAGGGAGACGCAGAAAUGCUGGAAAAGAUCCCUUUUGCAUGCAUUAUCUGCGAGGGGCCUUACAAGCAACCUGUCGUCACGCGAUGUGGCCAUUAUUUCUGCGAGGCAUGUGCCCUCAAGAGGUACAGGAAGGAUCCCACGUGUAAGAACUGCGGGGCUGCGACCAUGGGAGUUUUCAACACAGCGUCGAAAUUGGAGGGACUGUUGCGACGGAAGAGAGAGCGUGAAGAGAAGCUGGGGGCAGCACAAGAACGAGAUGAAUAGGGCAUGAAGAGUAUAACCAAGUAGUUUACUUGCAGUAACGCUCUUGGUAAAGUUAUCACACAAUCAUCCUGGAGGAUCUUCUCACCCAAGAGCGACCAAGGACAACGCUGGUAGGAACAGCGCCUAGCAUGAAGCUGAAGCACAGGGCACUCUUGACCCACCCUUCGCCAGGAUGGGGGCAAAUAAAGAUGCUUCCGUCACAUCAAUGUGGUUCAAGUUUUGCGGCAGUGCUGGCUAAGGCUUCCUCCGCAACAGGUGUAGUCUCCCCGGAAGCAACUGUCGCAUUCAUUUUGAGAAUGGCGAUGGGAAUCGAGCAAACUUAACAGAGAAACUCGUCAAUUAUGUUCAUCAAGUGGCGAAAGGCGACAUAUUGGAUGGUCAGUAACUCAAGCGUGGCAGAAAGGCGAACUUUGCAGCUCAAAGCGAUGCCCACCACGCCCGCAACUUGAGACCACGGCCCAAUAAGCUCCUGAGCAUGUCGACCGACCUUGCACGAAAUAUCUACAAAAAGCUAUGAAAGUAUGGGAAGAUAUGGCUCUAGGUACGGGUGUUAUGAAGCAGGGAUAGCAGCUUGAUGAAGACUAAGGGAUCAAGGCUAAGCGGGAACUCAGAGGUAAAAAUGCUAAAGAACUCAGAGGAAGCUGUUCCGGCAUGUUAGAUCUUUGAGAAGAAUAAAUGAUAAUAUUAUCAGAGAAUUAUAGAAUUGUCUCUGAUAAGAGUGCUUUGGAAAGACAGAGAAAGGAGCCGAGUUGAAGAUUUGUGAUGAUGCAAUGAUAAGGCUUCUUAACAAGGUGCUGAAAGUAUGGGUCAUUGUGAAGAGGAAGAAGGAAGAGCAGGACAAUUUAGAUAAAGGAGCGGAAGAAUAAGAUCCGAGAGCUAGAUGAACUGCUACUAAUGAAAGAAUCUGACAAUUUGGAAGAAUAAAAUCAGAGCAUGGCUGUUGGUAAGACUUUUUCUCCAACCUUCCAGAUAAAAGCCACCAGG